CGUCCAUUUAAAAAAAAAAUGAUACCCAAAUCUAUUUGAUUUCUCUCUCCUACGGUGUCCUACCCCUUUACUGUUUCUUUCUCUUCCACCCAUCUCCCUCAUUUCUCUCUCCUACCCCUUUACUGUUUCUUGCUCUUCCACCCAUCUCCCUCCAAACCUUCCCCUAAACCACCAAAUUCAACCUAGAAUUUGUGAUUUUUUAAAAAAAUUUCUCUCUAAUACUUCAAACAUUACUUCCACAACUGAACUUCUCAACUCCUCUCAUUUUCUCUCUCCUCCUUCUCCUCCUACCUUCUCCACCUCUUCCAUGGCUUCCGCAUUGCAGUAUCCGUCUUCUCGUCGUGAUGAUUCUGUCGGCGGCGAUUAUUUCGGCGUCAAAAUCGCCAAUCCUUAUCGAUGGACACACUUACACACAGAUCAGUUACAACCGAAAGCUGAUGGCGAGCGAAGGUGCAAAACUUGAUCAUGAAGAUGAGCUUUCGGAACCACUACUGUUCUCUAUAGAAGAUAUGGUGGAGAAAAGUAUUGGAUGCUUAAAUUCAACUCAAAUCUUGCAAACCAUGCUUGCAUCUCUACCACCAUUCUUUGACAGCCAGCAAACAUUCAUCAGUGUCUUUGCUCAUGCUCAACCAACAUGGCACUGCACAGGUACUAAUAACAGCAAUUUGUCCUGCAGUUCCAAUAACUCAGACAUAUGCAGCCUUUCGAAGGCCGAAUGGGCUUGGGAUUCUACCAACGUGCACACUUCGAUCAUAUCAGAGUGGAAUCUCGAGUGUGCUAGCUCAUUCAUGACUAGCUUCCCUACUACUUGCUACUUUGUAGGUUGCUUCUUGGGUGGUUUACUGCUAGCUACACUUGGUGAUUCGAAACUUGGCCGAAAGAAUCUCCUCUGUUUUUCAUCCUUGGUAAUGUCCUUUGCUGCACUUGCCUCCACGUUUUCUCCUAAUUUUUGGGUGUAUUCAGUAUUUCGUUUCAUAAGUGGGUUUGGCCGUGCUCCAUUAGCCAUCUCUGCACUGGUAUUGCUGACCGAAAGAGUUGGCAAAAGAUGGCGGUCACAGGCAGCUAUGGUUGGGUUCAUACAUUUCUCAUUAGGAAUAUUAGUUUUGACUGCUAUUGCAUAUCUAACCAAGGCUUUUUCCUGGAGAAUGUUGUAUCUAUGGACUUCCAUUCCUGGAAUCUUAUGUUCAAUAGUAUGCUAUUUCUUCCUCUUAGAAUCCCCUAGAUGGUUGUUCAUGCAAGGGCGAACCAAGGAUUCCAUGGCCGUCUUAAGAAAACUAGGAUCAACAACUCAUGAUUACUAUACAAAUACAACCUCUCUUAUGACAAACAUUAGAACUCAGCAAGAGACACCAAAUGAUAGUAGCACUAGUUCCUUUGCAUCUCUCAAGAUUCUAUUCAAGAAAAGAUGGGCUAUCAAACGGUUGUUAGCUGCAGUAAUCUUAGCUUUUGGCAUCGGUCUUAUGUACUUUGGCAUGUUUUUAGGGGUUGGAAACUUAGGUUUCAAUAUCUACUUAACCUCAACAUUUAGUGCAUUAAUAUCCUUAGCUUCAUAUCUGCUUACAUUCCUCUUCUGGGUGCAACGAUGCAACAGAAGAAGUUCGUUGCUCGGAUUCUGCGUGAUAAGUGGAGCAACAAGCAUAAUGUUCUCCAUACUAGGCAAGGAUGGUCAUGAGGGAAUAUUAAUUGGCCUAGAGUUGGUGUCUCUAUUUUGUGCCUGUAUGGCGUACAACCUAGUGUUGAUGUAUACGGUGGAGCUCUUUCCUACCUGUGUUAGAAACUCGGCCGCGUCAUUGGUGAGGCAGGCGAUGAUUUUUGGCUCGGUUUUUGAUCCGGUGUUGAUUCUUCUUGGUAGGACAAAUAUGUUUUAUUGCUAUGGAGUAUUUGGUAUCAUAGUGCUUGUAUGUGGAUUGUUGGUUCUUGGUUUGCGAGAGACUAGAGGUAAGGUGCUAUGUGAUACCAUGGAGGAACAAGAGUUUAGGGAUUCUACUAGCAAGUCAAUAAUUUGAUUCUUUUUGAGAUGAGAUGAAAGAUCAAUUAUUGAGAUUGAUCUGAUUUUCACAUGGUACAGUUGUUGAGACGAUUAUUGUUUCAAUGAAGCCUGCACGUUUAUAUGCUGGGAAUGAAGAAGCUUGGAAACUUCUAUGUGUGUUGUGCUCUUGGUUUUAUAGAGAAGAUUUGAUAUUGUCAUAUAUACAUUAUUUCGUAUUAA
Beta vulgaris subsp. vulgaris (sugar beet) is the source of this 2209-nucleotide messenger RNA. RefSeq names its product organic cation/carnitine transporter 3. Gene Ontology annotation, biological process: transmembrane transport. Gene Ontology annotation, cellular component: membrane. Lineage: Eukaryota; Viridiplantae; Streptophyta; Magnoliopsida; Caryophyllales; Amaranthaceae. The record is from RefSeq and is a predicted model, not a curated record. Gene Ontology annotation, molecular function: transmembrane transporter activity.